AUGAAAUGCCAUUAUCGUGAAAUACGUUUAUCUCGCGUUCGUUCUAGACCUAUAAAUAAACAUACCAUCUACAGGAAACAAGCGACAAUCACUUCCGGUUGGGCUUCGAUGAGCGAAGAAGUCGCACGGACGCGUUCCACUACUCCAACAGAUGUGCCUGGGCCCCGUGCCCGGGAAUUUACACUCGACUUACCUCGCAUCCCCUCUAUUGAAUUCCCGCUAAAGGUAUCCCAGUCACAGGAGAGCAUUGAAAAGGUUAUAAACAUGUGUGGAGGGUUACCAAAGGUCCGGCGAGCGCUAGCCGCACACAGUGACUCUAGCCACGACCUCGAACUACGCCUGAACGAUGGCUCUGAGGAGGACGGUAGACCGCAGUUUUUCAACGAGCACCCCAUCAUAGGCAAGAGGGUGCAGCAACGCGAUGAAGCCAUUGUCCUCAAAAUAAGUAUGCCUCGGGGAACCAUGGAACGCAAUGACGGAGACGUACGCAAAGCACUUGCGUCUCUCCCCGCGUCUAAGGUGAAGGCGGUGCCGGUGGCGAUCCUUCACAAUACUGUAAGAUUUCGCGAGAUGUCCGAUUUUCAAGUCAGACUGGAUAACAAUCCAUCGGCCAAAGAGUUCAACGACAGCUUCGGGACGUUAAAUUGGGAAAAGUUCAAGAAGUUCGUCGAAACGAUCCCAGAUUACGACGACAAGCCCUUUGAAAACAUCGGCAAGGUUGUGUUUGAUAGGGCCUCUGUGUGUCCCAGCUCGGAUUUCCAGCUACCACCAAUUCCCCGUUUCUCGAUGGUAGGGCUACCGUUCAUAUACAAAUACAGGAGCAAUCCUUAUGCCACGAAGACCGCUUCUGGAGAAUCCAAGGUUGUGGGCACAUAUAUCAAAAACUAUCAACAGUUCGUGCAUGAUUUUUCCCCCAGCGUCUCGGUUCCGUUGACACCCCAUCCGGAGUUGGUCAAGCAAUAUGAACUCGCAAAGAAGACGAAGGUCUACCCAGGAAGUAAGUCAGACUCCAAGUUUUAUGAAAAACUGGAACAAUGCCUGCCAAUCUUGACAGAACUCUUCAAUAGGCGUCAUGUGUGGAUUAAGCGGCAUAUCGAUGGUAUCAUACCACAGGACCUACACGUUGUCUUGAAGAUUGCCCUGUCUCUAGUUUCCUACCGGUUCACAAAAGGUCCGUGGCGGAAUACUUACAUUAAACUUGGCGUCGAUCCACGCUCGUCAAACGAGUAUGCGAAAUACCAGACGGAAUAUUUUAAAAUUGAGCGCAGGCUUCUGCGCAAUACAGCUGUCCGGAAGAAUGUGCCUGACCCACCUGAGAGAUUUUACCGGACUAAUACUCCGAAUGACAUAGACAGCAGAUUUAGGUUUGAUGGGAAGCAGAUUCCAUGGUAUCUUAUGCUCCAGAUAGACCUACUAACUGAUGAACCAAAUAUUAAGGAGGUUUUCCAAAAUGCAGUUUACUUGGAUACGCCCAAAGAGCUCACCGGUUGGUUCAGCGAGUUGGACUUAACGAAGAUCCGCAAAAUUGUCAAGUACGAGCUAGGCUGUAUGGUACAAGGCAAUUAUGAGUUCAACGAGCACAAACUGAAGUAUUUCAAAGUUAUGCUCUACGUCAAAGAAACCCUUUCAAGUAAGGACGGAGAUGGUGAUGUGCACAUGACCGACGAAAAGGAGGACGCUGAAGACGAGGACGAAGAUAAUGGCGUCGAAACGGGCGAACUAGAUGAGACUGUGCUACAAGCGGAUGAGGAGGAUGAAGACGAAAUUCCCAUGCACAGGGCGCUCACUCAGCCGGAGGGAAGUGAGGACUCUGACGAAUUCAGUAUAAAGACCGCAAGUUUCAAGGAAAUCGUAGAAAGGAUCGCCAGAAGCGACCCAGAAACAGCGGAUUACCUGGCAAAGGACCUCGAUGGCUUCGUGCUGGAGACGCAGAUAUGA
Messenger RNA from Eremothecium gossypii ATCC 10895, 1938 nucleotides. RefSeq names its product transcription factor TFIIIC subunit TFC1 (gene TFC1). The record is from RefSeq and is marked provisional. Gene Ontology annotation, biological process: transcription initiation at RNA polymerase III promoter. Bases 1 to 1938 code for a protein of 645 amino acids. The transcript has a single exon. Gene Ontology annotation, cellular component: transcription factor TFIIIC complex. NCBI's taxonomy places the organism in Eukaryota, Fungi, Ascomycota, Saccharomycetes, Saccharomycetales, Saccharomycetaceae.